UUGGCUCGCGACAAGUGGUGAAAAAAGUUUCUGCUAGACCCCCUCCCCUGUAUGUUUUUGUUGGGGGAAAAGUUGUUGGUAGUUAGGUCGUGUGAAUGUAGCGUGUCCCGUCGUUUUUUUUUUCUUUUUUCGCCCCCUCGGAAAACUUGCGGGGGGAAUGCGAGUUUUAAUCUCCGCCAAGUCCGAGACCGAGCUUCCGAACCGGGGUUUCUGCCGCUUCACGUCCUCCGUCUCGGGCUGAAAAAAAAAAAACCCUCGGUGGCCACCAUCACCAUCGUAGUUUCACCUCGGCCGUGGUCUCGUUAGCCACCGAGCUAGCUCUGCAGCUAAGCUCACCAGCCCCGACAGACCCAACGCUACCUCGCCUCCUCCUCUCGGUUUCUCUCGGGAACUUCCAGGUUUGGGAACGAUUGAAGGGGAAAGAAAAAGAAAAAAAGAAACGCGGAGAUGGCGGAAACCAAAAUAAUUUAUCACAUCGACGAAGAGGAGACGCCGUAUUUGGUGAAGAUACCCAUUGCUGCCGAGAAUAUAACUUUGCUGGAUUUUAAACAGGUCUUGAACAAGCCAAACUACAAAUUCUUCUUCAAGUCUAUGGACCAGGACUUCGGCGUGGUGAAAGAAGAGAUUUCCGACGAAAGCGCCAAGUUGCCAUGUUUCAACGGCCGAGUGGUGUCAUGGCUGGUAUCUUCAGACACUCCAGCAGCAGAGCCUCCAGUGGCAGUGGUCCCCCCUGUGGAAACCCCUCCCCAGCCCUCGCCCCCUCCACCGCCCCUGCCGCCGCCACCCGCGGAGAGGACCGGGGGCAUCGGGGACUCCAGGCCGCCCUCCUUCCAUCCCAAUGCUACAGGCAGCGUGGAGACAUUGGACGACCAGACUGAAACAGAGUCCGUAGUUUCCUUCAGGAGAGAGCGUCCUCGUCACAGAGAGACCAUGGAGCAGCACGGGCCUCGCGUGAACGGGCAGAGCCGCCUGGAGCGCCACCUGGCAGGUUACGAGAGCUCCAGCACGGUGAUGAGCAGCGAGUUAGAAACCACCAGCUUCUGUGACUCCGAGGACGACGACACCAUGAGCAGGUUCAGCAGCGCGACGGAGCAGAGCACGGCCUCGAGGCUCCUUAAACGACACCGCAGACGGAGGAAACAACGCCCUCCGCGUCUGGAGAGGGCCUCCUCCUUCAGCAGCGUGACAGAUUCCACCAUGUCCCUGAACAUCAUCACCGUCACUCUCAACAUGGAGAAGUACAACUUCCUGGGCAUCAGCAUCGUGGGCCAGAGCAACGAGAGGGGGGAUGGAGGCAUCUACAUCGGCUCCAUCAUGAAGGGCGGAGCCGUGGCUGCAGAUGGGCGCAUUGAGCCCGGCGACAUGCUGCUGCAGGUGAACGACAUUAACUUUGAGAACAUGAGCAACGACGACGCGGUGAGGGUGCUGAGAGAGAUCGUGCACAAGCCGGGACCUAUCAUCCUCACAGUGGCUAAAUGCUGGGACCCCUCUCCUCAAGGCUACUUCACUCUCCCUCGCAAUGAACCGAUCCGACCCAUCGACCCGGCGGCGUGGGUCAGCCACUCCGUGGCGAUGACGGGGGCUUACCCCCCCUACCCGGGCAGCUCCUCCCUCAGCACCAUCACCUCCUCCUCCUCCGUCACCGAGACCGAACCCUUUCUAAAAUGCUCUCCCGCCUCUCCAGGUUUCGACGACUUUAACUUAUCGCUGCACUCCGACAUGGCGUCGGUCGCCAAGGCCAUGGCCUCGCCGGAGUCGGGCCUGGAAGUGAGGGACCGCAUGUGGCUGAAAAUCACCAUCCCCAACGCUUUCCUCGGAUCGGACGUGGUGGAGUGGUUGUUCCACCACAUCGAAGGGUUCCAGGACCGCCGCGAAGCCAGGAAGUACGCCAGCAACCUGCUGAAGGCCGGCUUCAUUCGACACACCGUCAACAAAAUCACUUUCUCCGAACAGUGCUACUACGUGUUCGGAGACCUGAGCGACUGUGAGAACUACAUGGCCAACCUGUCCCUGAAUGACAACGACGGCUCCAGCGGGGCCUCAGACCAGGACACCCUGGCCCCGCUGCCUCUCCCCGGAGCCUCCCCGUGGCCCAUGAUGCACACCUUCCCCUAUCAGCCUUACCCUACGCACCCCUACUCCAGCCAGCCGCCUCCGUACCACGAGCUCACCAGCUACAGCUACGCCCCCGGCAGCACUGGCAGCCAGCACAGCGAAGGGAGCCGGAGCAGCGGAUCGACGAGGAGCGAGGGCGAGCGACGCCGCAGCAGCAAAGGCCCCGGCAGCACCGUGGGCGGGGGGGGGGAGAAGUCCCCCUCCGGCGGAGGCGGAGAAGGCGGCGGAGGCGGCGGCGGCGCCGACUCGCGCUCGGGCAGCGGGAGCGAAUCGGAGUACUCCACCCGGAGCAGCCUGAGGCGCGGCCACGGCUCGGCCGCCCCCAGCGAGCACAGCCACGCCUCGUCCCAGCGCUCCCACCACCACCGCAUACCCCAGCCCCCCCACAUGUCCCCCUACCCGCCGGGCAUCCUGCCUUACAACCCCAUGAUGGUGAUGAUGGUGCCCCAGCACCCGCACCCGGCCAUGGCGACCGCUCACGCCCUCCCCCACGCACAGCAGCUACCGACGGCCCCCAUGCACCCGGCGUUACCCCCGCCCCCCUCCUCCACUCCGGGCGGCCCCCCCGGCGCCCCGCCCACCCGCGACCUGGGCUCCGUACCUCCAGAGCUGACGGCCUCUCGCCAGUCGUUCCACCUGGCCAUGGGCAACCCCAGCGAGUUCUUCGUGGACGUCAUGUAGUUUUACUGUCCCGGCGUCGAGCGACCAGUCAUGUGAAGUUAGCGUACGGUUCCCGCUUGUUUUUGACGAGGAUCUGGUGGUGGCUUGUUGACCUCACGAGUGCCCUAUUGGAUUGAGGGCGCUCGUUAGAAAAUUUGGUGAAACAGGGUUUAAAAAAAACGACAAAGAACAUGAGGCAAAAAUUAGCUGACGUGCGAUACGAUCUGACCAGAUGUGUCUAGCUUCUCUUUUUACAAGUCCAACAGUGUAUUCAGCUCUUAACCCAGAGAGGCUGGUUCCUUCACGCAGUACAUUUAGACUUCCUGUCAGAGCUGCUCAGCACUCUGCUUUUAUAAAACAGUAUCAUAGAAGGGGGACGCACCUUCCCAAAUCUGCCACUGAUCUCAGAGCUGCCCAUCCAGGCGCCACACAGACCACAGUAUAAGACUAGAGGGUGCCACCGUGUACUUGAAAAAGGAUCCAAUCCUGCAUAAAUGUCUGCCAGAUUUAUCGGAGUUUAUCGAGUGCCUUACUCUUAUUUUCUAUUUUUUAGAGACGUUUUAACACUCCAGGUACAUGAAUUUUGUUCCAGCAUUGUUUGACAAUGAACUUCUCUGUACAUAUAUAUCUACUACUCCUAUGUAAAUGCAACACUACACAACAGCAAGCUCUAAUGUGAAAAGCAAAUCGGUCCAAAAUAAAAAAAAAAAAAGAGAAAAUGUCAGGGGAACUUGUGUUUAGUAAUCACUGUCUAGGCCUAGUCAUCAAAUAACUCUUGUUGGUGAGGAGUACCACGGUUGUCAGUACGGGACUGAAAAGGCUCCAUGGUACUAAAAUAUGCUGAGAGCGGUACUUUUUGAUUACAUGUAGCGUACAUCUCAACUGUGAUCCGAACGCCCCGGCUCCUCACGCUUAUUUUUAUGUUACUGACUCGCAUUAUUCACCCGUUUCAUUUUUUUAUUUUGUAUGAGUGACUAUAUUAAAUCAUGUGUAACCCAAAUAUUAAGGUGCUAAAUGAAGAGUCAACAUUUUCAGAGAAGAAUGACAUCGCCAGUGUCACAUGUUUGAUUUCAUAUUGCCACCUUUGCUUGUGUAUUUGAGAAUAAAUUUGCUACUUAAUUACU
Mugil cephalus (flathead mullet) is the source of this 3899-nucleotide messenger RNA. It is a transcript of the gene dvl2, whose product is annotated as dishevelled segment polarity protein 2. Gene Ontology annotation, biological process: intracellular signal transduction; canonical Wnt signaling pathway. The record is from RefSeq and is a predicted model, not a curated record. Gene Ontology annotation, molecular function: frizzled binding. The transcript is spliced from 15 exons. Lineage: Eukaryota; Metazoa; Chordata; Actinopteri; Mugiliformes; Mugilidae. The coding region runs from base 448 to 2796 and encodes 782 amino acids. Gene Ontology annotation, cellular component: cytosol.